AAAAAAAAAAAAAAAAAGGAAAAUUAAAUAAUGGUCAAUGGAACUGAAGCUCAGCCAAUCUUCUCUUCCAACCGCCAUUUUCACUUCUUCUUCUCCUUCUUCUCUCCAGCAUUUUCAGCAAUGGAAGCUUGAAAUUGAAAGGAUAUCUCGGAAGGGGCAAGGCAUGAUGAACAAGGAAAGCGCAAACCAUGUGGUUAAAGAUGAUAGAGGUGAAACCCUAACUUCCAUUUCGAAAUUGUAUGGAGUGUCGAUUAUUGAAAAUUGCUGUCUUUCUGCUGCUGCUAAUGAUAAGGAGAUGGCUGAUGUUGAUUUGGUUUCCGAUGGGCAAAAUCGUAAUAGCGCUCGAGUGUGCAACUUGGAAGGAACUAAAUUGCACGAACAUCAUCAAUUGUCUAAUACAACUGUUAGCAAACAACCGAAUCAGAUCUUCUAUUUGUUAUCAUCCCAUCAAUUACCACUUGUAGCUAAAGCGGGUGGUUCUUUUCUAGUUCUGGUUCCUCUGAUGGCGUUUUGCAUCAGCUGCAUUAUCGGCACUUUUCGAAAUAGAGUUUUGAGAAAUCCGAGACAUAAAGCUUCAAAUAAAUAUGGAGUGCAACACCAUAAUAAGUCACAUAAUAGCCCGAGAUGGAAAAAUGUUCUGGAUGCUGAAUCUGAGCCAGAUAAUUCUCAUCCAUUGUAUGAAGACCAGGAACAAGUGAAUUUCGAAGAUGCAUCUCAUGCUAAUACUAAACUCGAAGAUGACUAUCAAAAGUUUUUGUCAGAAUGUGGAAUGAGCAAUUGGGGCUACUGGCGCGGUGGUUCACCUAAAUAGGCACUCGUUAAAAGUCCUUUUUUUUUCAUUUUUCUUCUAAUAUUUAUUUGGGAUGUCAAAUGUAGAAUUAGUACCACCAAGCACAAGGUUAUAAAAUGUAUAGUUUUUCUCUUGCAAGAAAGAAGUUGAUUUUCAUGUGAUUACGACACAGUUCUAGUAAUAGUUAUCGUCAUUCUCUUACGAGUUGUAAUUGAGAUUCUCUUUGAAUGAAAUGAGUUUCAAAAUUUA
Messenger RNA from Erythranthe guttata (spotted monkey flower), 1039 nucleotides. RefSeq lists its product as uncharacterized. The record is from RefSeq and is a predicted model, not a curated record. Lineage: Eukaryota; Viridiplantae; Streptophyta; Magnoliopsida; Lamiales; Phrymaceae.